Racocetra fulgida is the source of this 784-nucleotide messenger RNA. Lineage: Eukaryota; Fungi; Glomeromycota; Glomeromycetes; Diversisporales; Gigasporaceae. The record is from the annotation of a GenBank genome assembly.
AUGGAUAAAAUUGAGAUAAAAUCCGAAGAGUUAGUAGAACAUAACAUUGAAAUAAAAACUGAACAAUCAGUAGAAAAUAACUUGAUCAAUGAAAAAUUAGAAUCUGAAAUUCGGGAAAUUAUUAACACUUUAAAAGAAGAUCUAGAGAAUGAAAGUAAAUUGAAUGAAAUCUAUGUGUUUGGUUUCCAGGAUUCUUCCAGAAAUUAUGGUAAAUUUCUUCAAGCCUUGGUUCCUCCACACUUAACCACAUUAUGUUAUGCACCACUACCUGGCUUAUGCACAUACCCUAAAUCUAAGUCUAUAUUCGACAUACUCUUUCCUAGUGAACCAAGUCCUUAUGUCAAAAUAGUUUUCAGCAGUAAAUCUGAAUCACUUGAUUAUUCUCACAUUUCAACCAAGUUUUUUGAGUCGCGAAUGUUCCAAGCCAUUAUUAAAUACAAAUGGUACACAUUUGCUCAAGUCCCAAUGGUAUAUGUCGCAAAGAAUCCACCUAAUCAACCUUCUGCGGCUUCUGAUCAAUCUAAUCAAACAUCUGCUACACCUAAUGCUAAUCAAUCUUUUGCGACAUUUGAUCAAGCAAUUAAAAAUGUUUGGUCUUGGAUUUUGGGUGACUACGCUUCUAUUCAACCAUGGGAAAAAAUGGAAAGGUUUAAACAAGAAGAGUUGAAACGGAAGUUGAAGCAAGAAAAGAUUAAAAAGUUUGAAAAUGAGCAAGUUGAAGCAAGAAAAGGUAAAAAGUUUAAAAAUGAGCAAGACAAGUUGACGCAAAAGUUGAAACCAGAGA